Molecule: messenger RNA, 894 nt
Organism: Besnoitia besnoiti
Lineage: Eukaryota; Apicomplexa; Conoidasida; Eucoccidiorida; Sarcocystidae
Product: kelch repeat and K+ channel tetramerization domain containing protein
Exons: 3
Coding region: 1-894 (297 amino acids)
Source: RefSeq, a predicted model, not a curated record
AUGAGUUCAAACGCCUGCUGGAGUGGCGUGAAACGGUCUUCGGUGCUUCGCCCAGGUUCCGCAGCCGACAGCUACAUGUACGCAACUCCGGGGUCCGCACCGGGGAUCUCGGCUGGCGCGUCGCGCGCGCUGCUGGACUCCUCGCUACUCCCCGCCUCGCAUACACCGCCUUCGGUCGGCGGGACUGGGGUGCUAGGGGCUGCAGGCACGAGCGUCGCCUCGGCUCCGGUGCCGCCCGCAGACCUGCUCUACGCGCCUGCGCUCGGCGCCGCCUCGGCGCUGCGGAGCGCCGCAAGCGGGAGAGGCAGAGAGACGGGCGGGACUGGGAGUUUUUUUUUCCGGCGGCAGCGUCGGCGGGCUGCUCACGAGCAGCGGCGGCGCGCUCACCUCCUCCUCGCGGCCGUCUGCGGCUUCGCUGCUCACCGCGGCCGCCCCCGCGCGCGGCGGCUCGGGAAUGCAGACGCCCUCGGGAGUCCGAGGCGCCUGUGCGCCGCUCCGCGCGCUGCCGACCGGGGCGGGGACGGCGAUGAGCGGCAGCUCCAGUGCGGGAGACAACCUUUUGCUGCGCUCGACCGCGACGGCGGCAUGUCGCCCUUCACGAGCGACGCGAGAGGAGACACAGACGGCGAAAACUCGAGCGGCGGCGGCGGCGCCUCCUUCGCCUCGACGGAGGACUUUGAGAUCAUGGUCGGCGACCUGAGGCGGACGUUCAUUGGCUGGCUAAAAAAGACAGAAAGCGACCUGAGGAAGGAGAAGCGCGACUUGACUCGCGCGCGAAAGGAGUUCGAAGAAGAACGAAAGAAAGCUUGGGAAAGACUUCAACAAGAAAAGGACAACGAAUACGAAAAAAUCAAGGCAAGUCGCAAAGGCAAGAAGACAACAACUCACCUAUAA